AAGCCUUCGGCUCUGACGACCGACACGUCGGCGGCGGCAUCCCGGACCCCGAGCCGGCCGCCGCGUCCUGGAGCAGUGCUGCUGAGCCGGUCAAGUCCAACCAGCGUCGGGCGGCGCCCCACUCCCACCUAACCCGGAUCAACCCGCGGUAGGCGCCAUGAGGAAGACCUUCUGCUUCGGGGGCAGCCGCGUGGCCAAGAGGAUAUCGGAGCGGGCGCCGAUGUCCGACGGGUGCGUGUUCUGCGACAUCGCCCGCCGCGCCCCCACCUCCACCACCGCCCUCCUCUAUUCCGAUGACAAGGUCGUUGCGUUCCGGGACAUCAACCCGUCGGCGUUCAGGCACUAUCUUGUCAUACCCAUUGAUCAUAUACCAACUGUAAAUAGCCUCCGCAAAACAAAAGAUGAUCACCAGUUAGUCAGCCACAUGGUGAAGGUGGGGAAAGACUUGCUCAAUCAAGAUGCUCCCAAUUCUGAGGAACACAGGCUUGGGUUUCAUCAACCGCCAUUUAAUAGUGUUGAUCACCUUCAUCUUCAUUGCCUCGCACUGCCAUUUAUGCCCAGUUGGAGGCAAGUGAAAUAUACCCCUCUGGGACCUUUAGGGGGUUUUCUGGAAGCUGAAAAGCUAUUGGAAAGGAUAAAACCAGAAGCAGAAGUGUACAGUUAGCAUCCAUACUUUGACCGGUACCUGCUAUUCCUGCUUUUAUUGACUACUUUGUACUAUUCUUUCUGGUCCGUAUACUCUCUGUAUGUGAUGUGUUUAUUUACAUCGUUUCCUUUUUCUUAAAUCUUGUGUCCUGAUUUGUACUUAUUGUGUUUUAUGAUCACUGUUUAGACUUCUGGAAAUACAAAAGACUAGAUCUGAUAUUUUAGAACUGAAUGAUCCUAGCUACUCUAGAGGUUGAACUGAGUUUUCAUUCUGUGGUUAUGUAUUGAAAUUUGAAUAAGUGCCCAUCAGCACAAUAUUAAUGAGAAGUUACUCGGCGAUUUUAAUAGGUAAGAAAUCAUAACUUAUCCCUUGUGCUUUGGUACCUGUAAAUCUCAGUCAAACAGAUACUGGUGAGCAAGCCAUAUAAAUGUAUGAGAAGAAACAGUUCCUUGGUAGAACUUUCUUGUUAAGUCAGGAAGUUAAGUAUGGGGAUGAAUGCGAUAAAGAACUUCAAACAGACCUGCUAUGUGCUUAUGACUCCACUGGUGUUCACUGAAGAUCUCUUUGGUCAGCUCACAUCAGGCUGGUAUACUUGCUAUUGCAUCAAGCCUGUUGUAUAGGGAGUUUCCUUUUAGGUCGGACAGUCCGUGGCUAAAAAAAGGCAAGACAAUCUACCUUUGGAUUUGGUUCAUGGCAUGUUGCAGUGUCAUCACCAUUGAUUAGGCAGGUCGCAACUAUCAUAUGAUUGUUCCCAGUUAGCUAUUGCUGUCUCAUUCAAUCUUGGAACUCGUAAAGAAAUGCAGCUUGUGGACUUUGGUGUCCAGCUGAAUGCAUUAUUGGAAGUACCACAGCAUAGAGACCUUGUGGUAAUGCUGAUGGGCACGUAAACCUGCUCUCCUGCAGCAGUACUUGGGAAGCACCAACUGUUGUUUGCCCCCUUCUAACAUCUCUUUUUAUUGCAUAAUUGCCAUCUUCCCUCUGCUGGGUCCCAUUGUCUGCGGCUACCUGCUACAGGUCUGUUGCCUGGCUGCCAGUUUGUUUUUGUGUCUUAUUGUGGCAUGGAUGCCAUAUGAUUACUGCUUAAUAUAAUUUCUAUCUACUAGAGACUAGACUGCUA
This is a messenger RNA of Setaria italica (foxtail millet), 1763 nucleotides long. Its product is annotated as bifunctional adenosine 5'-phosphosulfate phosphorylase/adenylylsulfatase HINT4. The transcript is spliced from 6 exons. The coding region runs from base 158 to 664 and encodes 168 amino acids. The record is from RefSeq and is a predicted model, not a curated record. Gene Ontology annotation, molecular function: catalytic activity. Lineage: Eukaryota; Viridiplantae; Streptophyta; Magnoliopsida; Poales; Poaceae.